Linum trigynum is the source of this 408-nucleotide messenger RNA. The record is from the annotation of a GenBank genome assembly. NCBI's taxonomy places the organism in Eukaryota, Viridiplantae, Streptophyta, Magnoliopsida, Malpighiales, Linaceae.
AUGAAGAAAAGAGCAACAUGUAGAGCCACAAACAAUGGUGGAAGAGCAAGCCGGAGUCAACGAUUGGACUAUGUCCGAUUAUGCCCGUCCUACCUUGGAGGGAACUCCCUCAAGCAUUUGGAGGCCCAACAUCAAAGCCAACAACUUCAAAUCAAGAUUGGGAUGCUGCAAAUGAUACAAAAUCGGGUGCAAUUGAAUGGCCUACCCGACGAGGAUCCCAACUCCCACUUGAGGAAGUUCUUGGAGCUUUGUGACACCAUAAAGAUCAAUGGCGCAACCACUAACGCCAUCCACCUCCAUCUAUUCCCAUUCUCCCUCUACAAUGGAGCACGGGACUGGCUUGAUGCACAGCCACAAAACUCCAUCACAACGUGGAUGAAACUUGCCAAUAGAUUCUUGGCCAAGUAA